AUGGCUGUCCUUCCAGGAGUAAGACUCCAUAGUCCGAAUCUGCUGCUGGGCGAGCGCUGCUGGGAUCGAUCCGUCGGUGGGAUGACAUGUUGCCGCACAAAUACUACGGGGCCCCACAUGUGUGUCUACCUGGAGUUCGAUGAGGAGAUGACGCUUGAGCAUGCCCUGACCAGCUUACUGCCCAACACCUGGUGUGCUGACCUCAUCGAGCAGAAGAACCUGAGGAAGCCUGAGUACAAACAGACUUGUACUCGUGAGUUCGAGCUCUACCGGAACCGACUGGUGGACCUCCUGGCCGUUGCUCGAGGGCCUCGGCGUGGAAAGAGUCCCCCUUGCAGCCCCAAGCUGAACCUUCGGCCGGGGGAGUCUGGAGCACAGGUGGACAAUCUGUCGGAAGAGGAAGUUCAGGACGCCAUGCAGCUCAAGCGGCUCCUCUACCGAGGUUCAGCGGUCCGUAGCACUGCACCCAAUGCUCUUAACGUUGAGAGUUCGCGAUCACACUUGAUCUUCACCAUCAAGGUGACCACCAUUGAUGGCCCAGAGCAACUCACUGGGAAGCUGGUGCUGUGCGACCUGGGCGGCUCUGAGCGGCUCAAGAAGAGUGAGGCGACCGGGGAGCAGCUGAAGGAGGCCAUUGAGAUCAACCGCUCCUUAACGGCCUUGGGCGACGUCAUCGAGGCGGUGGCCGAGAGGAAGAGACAGGUGCCCUACCGGAACCACAAGCUCACACAGCUCUUACAGGACUCGUUGGGUGGCACGGCCAAGACCCUGAUGUUCGUGAACUGCUCCCCUGCGAGGGCCAUGAGCCUCAACUACGCGCUGCGCGCCAAGCGGGUCGUCAACGUGCCUCGAAAGGUCUGGGCCUCUCGAUAA
Messenger RNA from Durusdinium trenchii, 873 nucleotides. The record is from the annotation of a GenBank genome assembly. Lineage: Eukaryota; Dinophyceae; Suessiales; Symbiodiniaceae.